This is a messenger RNA of Drosophila albomicans, 2291 nucleotides long. RefSeq names its product paired box protein Pax-3-B (gene toe). The coding region runs from base 359 to 2158 and encodes 599 amino acids. Gene Ontology annotation, molecular function: RNA polymerase II cis-regulatory region sequence-specific DNA binding; DNA-binding transcription factor activity, RNA polymerase II-specific. The record is from RefSeq and is a predicted model, not a curated record. Gene Ontology annotation, biological process: regulation of transcription by RNA polymerase II; anatomical structure development. Lineage: Eukaryota; Metazoa; Arthropoda; Insecta; Diptera; Drosophilidae. The transcript is spliced from 6 exons.
UGAGUGAGUGCGCGUCGAACGGGAACGUUUGCCGUUCGCUUUCGUUCGUUACGUUUUGCGUUGUGUUUUGUUUCGUCUCUCGUGUGUUUCGCUCGUCGUUGUGUGAGUGUCAAAGCGCCGACGGUUAAGCACAAAUCAAAUAAAGAAAUUCGCCCAGGCGAAUUACGCGUAAUUCGCCCUUUUUUUUGGCUGAUAACGCGUGCACUUUUCGCUUUUGCCGUCGCACAACUGCCAAAAAUAUCAACACAAAUAAGAGGCAUAAAUAAAAAUAAAAUUCUAUAAUUAAAAAUUGACAUACAUAUAUAAUAGAAAAUAAACACACACGUUGUUGACUCGUUCGAUUCUUGUUGUGCGGGGCAUGGCGACAACUGCGGCAAGUGCAGCCCCCACAAGGACCACAAGCAAGAUAACAACGGUAGCCACAUCCCAACUUGCCGCUCCAUCAUCUGCAACCGAUUAUACGCCCACAGCAGCAGCAACGGCAAUGACAUCGGCACAGGUGAUGCCCACUGUUAGUUUGCCCCUCGGCAUGCCAACGUUGCGUCUGCCGCCACAUUUGCCACCGCUGCUGGGCGGCGGCAUAGAUUAUGCGGCGAAAACUGCUGCACAGCCGACGGCAACUGGCGUUUCGCCCACACCCCCUACAGCUCUUACGCACAGCCACUGCUCGCCCAACUCGUUGGCUCCAGGCACACCACCCGCUCCCACGUUGGGUCUCUUUGGCGGUGGUGGUCCCGGGGCAGGCAGCGGCAAUGGACCUCCGGGAUCGGCUGCUGCAACUAAUCUGAGCGCCCUGGCCUCGCAGCAUCGGCUGCUGGAACUGUCACGCUUUGGACUGCGAGGAUACGAUCUGGCGCAGCAUAUGCUCUCCCAACAAGGCGCGGUCUCCAAGCUGCUGGGCACACUGCGUCCACCAGGUUUAAUUGGUGGCUCCAAACCGAAGGUGGCCACGCCAACAGUUGUCUCCAAGAUCGAGCAAUACAAACGCGAGAAUCCAACGAUAUUCGCGUGGGAAAUACGCGAGAGACUGAUUACCGAAGGUGUCUGCACGAAUGCCACGGCUCCUUCGGUGAGCAGCAUCAAUCGCAUAUUGAGAAAUCGCGCUGCUGAGCGAGCGGCUGCAGAGUUUGCCCGAGCUGCAACCUAUGGUUAUGCAUUGCAUCCCACGCACCCGCAUCCACACACACAUCCAUAUACGAGCUUUCCCACCUGGCCAGCAACUUUGCCGGGUCAUCAUCCGCUCUGGAGUGCGGUGCCCUUGCCUGGCAGCGGCGCCUUACCCGGGAGCAGCUACAGCAACUCCGAUGGCAGUUCCAAUCCGACCACAAAUAAUCACAGCUCAAGUGCCAGCUUGUCGCUGCCAGCGCUCUCCCCAGGAUCAGGCAGCAGGGACAGUCAAUCACCGGAUGUGGAUGCCAAUCGCAUGAUCGAUAUUGAGGGCGAGGACAGCGACUCGGAGGACAGUGAUCAGCCGAAGUUUCGUCGCAAUCGCACAACGUUCAGUCCCGAGCAGCUGGACGAACUGGAGAAGGAGUUCGAGAAGUCGCAUUAUCCCUGCGUGAGCACAAGGGAGAAGCUAGCGUCGCGUACUACGCUGAGCGAAGCGAGAGUUCAGGUUUGGUUUUCCAACAGACGUGCGAAAUGGCGUCGCCAUCAACGGGUCAAUCUGCUGAAGCAACGCGAUUCGGCCUCAAUCUCGGGUUCCACCUCCCCGACGCCACCCGCCGCUGCAGUGAGGGAGGAGCUCAGCCCAUCGACAGUCAGCUACCCCUAUGCACCCCAAGCCGUCGGCUACGAGGCAGCAGGGAGCAACAACAGCAUCCGGAGAAGCCCUACGGACCGCGACCCCGAAGCGGGGAUAGCAAUAGCUCCGGCUCCGGUUCCGGCGUCAGCUCCACCACCGCUGCCGCCUGCCUCACACACAGCAUCAGUUCCAUUAUUAAUGGGCGGUGAGCAUAGCGCCUUUCAUGCCGCUGUUGGACCGGCAGGAGUUCCCGGCUCCGCCUCCUCCGCCGCCGCCUUUGCUCUCAAUUUUGCGCGUCAAUACAUCUGGCGUCACAUGGCGCCCCCAACGAAUGUGGAACGUGCUCAGUCCGAGCACGAGGAGGAUGAGAUCAAUGUGGAUGCUGAGACGGAAACCGAAUCGGAGGCUAACUAAUUAUAACGAAGAACGACGACAUGAAGAAGUAGGCAGUGCAAUCAAGAUCGAGCAUCCGCAUCCUCAAGAAGUUGAGCUGUCUGUUCCAAUUUUCCUAAAGCAAUUUUUAGUGCAAUUUACAAAAGUAAUUUAU